This is a messenger RNA of Cylicostephanus goldi, 477 nucleotides long. Lineage: Eukaryota; Metazoa; Nematoda; Chromadorea; Rhabditida; Strongylidae. The record is from the annotation of a GenBank genome assembly.
AUGGCCGUGACCUUACAUACGACUGUUGGUGACAUCAAAAUAGAGUUGUUUUGUCAAGAGUGUCCAAAAACUUGUGAGUAUUCUUCAUGUCAGAACUUUCUUGCUCUUUGUGCCAGUGACUACUACAACAACAACAUAUUUCACAGGAAUAUCAAAGAUUUUAUGGUGCAAACUGGUGAUCCAACAGGAACUGGCAAAGGCGGUAACAGUAUCUGGGGUGCACCUUUUGAGGACGAGCUCUCUGUGGAGCUUCGACACGACGGUCGAGGGACCGUGUCUAUGGCAAAUAACGGUCCCAAUACAAAUAAAUCGCAAUUUUUCAUCACAUACGCUAAGCAGCCUCACUUGGAUCUUAAGUACACAGUUUUUGGGAGGGUUAUCGAUGGAUUCGAUGCGCUUGAUGAGCUUGAAACUAUCAAGGUUGACGCCAAAUAUCGUCCAGUUGUUGAACAGAGUUUUCCGUACGUGUUAAUAUAA